UUUCCAUCAAUUAUUUUAUUUUCUUAGAUCAUUUAUAAUGUAAAAAUUGUCUAAUGUAAAGAUUGUCUAAACAAAUAAAUCUAAAUUUAACUUAUUUUUGAUAUAUUUUCAAGUAAAAUAUUACGUUAUAUGUUUCUACAGCCAAUGAAGAAGUAGAAGAGAAAUAAAAGUAUUCUCAUUAUUUUUAUGGCGUUCCAUUAAUUAUGUUUUUAUUUUUUAGUUUUAUAUAAUAUAUUAUGUUUUUUAUACUUUAUUCUUUUUAUUCAUAUUUAAAAAUUACACAAAAUUUUUAUUCAUAAUAUACAUAUGUAUGAAAGUUUAUCUUGCUAUUAAUAUAUUUUUCAAAAUUAAAACCAUAAUUUAAAAUUUGAAUUCGAAAAUAUUUGUUUCUUCGAAUUGAAGAUGGCACUAUUAAUAAGUAUUAAGUGAUAUAUGGCUAUAAAAGUCGAUUAAAUUCAAAAGAGUCAACAGUCAUAUGGUCAACCUCAACAAUCUACAAUAAUUUAUACAAUAUGUCAAAAACCGCAUUUUAUUUCUUUAUGCUCGAUUGGCAAAAGCGACAACAAUGGCGUGGUAAAACUUUCAAGAGUUUAAAAGAUGUUGCAGCGGAUCCAAAAUGUAGUGAAGAAUGGAAGAAUAUUUCACCACAAGAUAAAGAAAUUUAUAUUGCCAAAGCAAAAGAUAGCAAGAUUAAAGCUCAAGGAUGUAAAAAAACUACAAUUGGAGAAGAUCUGUCUGAAAUGGAAUUAAAUGCAAAAAGAGAACAAGAAUUCCAACAAAAAAUGCUAGAAUACAUAAACUCUGUCAUAUCUAUGGGUUUAUUACAUAAUAAUUUACAAAAAUUAAAAUUUAUAUUUAUACAUGUAAAUUGGUUCUAUAAAAAGGAAAUAGGAAUUAACAAAUGUGAAUUUUGUCCAGCGGAAUUUGCAGUUGCACAAUUUAGUCUUAAAAAUGGUAUUGAAGACAUUUAUCAUGAAGUAUUAAAAAUGAAAAUACCAUUAGGAUGGAAAAGAGAUGCGAUUGAAAUUAGUCAACAAACACAUCAAAUUCCCAUAGAAUUAGAAGAGGGACAAAGUGAUUUUUCAUAUAUGUUUAACGAAUUAAUUAAAUUUUUAGAAACAAACAAGACUGGAAAUAAAUUUCCUCCAUUAUUCACUACAAAAAAUUUAAUUCCUGUCGUGGAAUCACUAUUAAUAAAAAUGGUUGAAGUUAAUAAUGGAUCGGUUAAUGACUUUUUAAUCUACUCAAUAGAAGCUUUAUUUGGAGCACUGCGAAAUGCUGCAGUACAAAAAGUAGACAAUCGUAGUAUUCCUCUCAUUGUUGCUGAAAAUGAAUUUUCAAAAGACUUUUUAUGUAAUAUACGUGGCUUCGAGUGUGAUUUUCAUAAAAUUAUAGAUAUGUCUCAAUACUGUAGCAAAUCUAUAGUAAAAAGAUGGGGUUUCACAAUAUGUGAUUAUUGUUGUCAAUAUCUGAAUAUAGAAUUGAUUGAAGGUGUGCACUGUCCAAAAGAAACAUCAUUUCUACAAUCUACUGAUCAAGAUACGAGUAUACAAGAAAUUACUAAUAUUGACAUUCAUAUAAAACACUUGAACAUCAAUGACAAGAUAUCUAAAGAAUACAAGAACAAUACAUCUAAACAAAAUUAUAUUAAUGAUCAACGACAAUGUAAUGAGAUUAAACCAUUAGACAUAAUUGAUCAUUGUAAAGCUAGUACAUCUACUUCGCAUAAUUUAACAUUAAAUAUAUCAACAUGUUCAAUGCGAAUACCAAACACAAUACCCCAAACUCUUAUUGGGGUGCAAGAAAAUAUUGAUCCAUGUAUUGAUUUCCCACCAAUUGGAGGAAGAGGCAUAAAUUAUAAAAGAAAAGCUACAAAUAUCAAACUACCUUUGGGAAAAGACACCAAAAAUGUAGACACCAAAAAGAAACAGAAAUAGAAAUAAGAACCAACGAAAGACAACGAAAGCAAAGAAGAUCAGCAACGAUUCAGCGAAGAAAAUGGAUCAGAUGGAAGAAAAAAGAUCUUGUGCCGGAGAAUGUUGUACCAGAUAUCAGCAAGAAGGAAGUCAGAAAUACGGAAAACGAAACCUUUCGGUUUCGGGAUGCUAUGACGUUUGUAACAUGGCCAUGCUUCGGAAGCGUCGCCAACGAGGACACUAAGAAAACUAUCUGUCUUGCAAAACUGGGAGUAAUCUCCGCUAUCCAUCGACUGGGAUUCAAUGUGGUGCUUUAGAAAACGAAAACCAUAUGGUUUUAUUCGAGAAGAUAUCAAGUUAUGCCCGUUCCAAUCGUGAUUACGGAUCUAAGGAUAUACUGAAAUAUUUUGGUCUCUACCUAGACAGUCCUUUUGAUGUCCAAGUUUCAUUUUGGCCAUUUGAUCCUCCGAUUCAAGAAGAUAGCGACCACUUAUUACCAAACAUAGAGAAAUCCGAGGUGAACGUUUAUCGCCUCUACGUGGGGAUCGUGUGGAAUAUGACUUUAUAUGAUGUCCUUGUGUGAGCGACUGACCUGUGGCGAAGAGUCGACAAGCAUUGGCUCGCCAUCAGAUUUAUAAGGAAAUAUCGUACGGUCUUAUAUGCGGCGGCGAUGAUAUUGGCAGGAUCACUGUCUUUCUAUCUAUUGGCGGAAAGCAGCAAUCCUGUCAAAAUAUUUGACUUGAUACAAGUUGCAAAGCGUCAAACCCAACUCGCGGCGAGAGCAAAGUGGGAAGAUAAGCUUUACAAUUUUGUCAGCGCGUCAACGGAUGAUUUUGUCGGUCUUGGAUAGGUAAUUCGACUGUGGUUAUGGGAGAAAUUCUCAUAAAACUUUGAUUUUCCCGCAGAAGAACACUAUAUAAAAGCAUGCACCUCACAAUCUGCUCAUAAAGGCAGUGAAUACUAUUCGUGCAAUUUGCAUUAACGUGAUCCUUUCCUAAACAGCAAUUGGAAUAUAUUGGAAUUAUCGUUACAGUACCUUCAUUCUCAUUGAGAUCCAUUCUUUUGAUUCUACUAACUACUGCGAUUUUCUUUGCGGCAUUUUUCUAAAUUUUUCUUUUCCUUUUUCUUCUUAUUCCUUUGGUUUUAGCUUUUUCUUCGAUUCAUCAUGGCUGGAUGCCAUCGUAUCAUCUUCUUAGACUUUUCGCAGAUUUCACUUUUCUUGCUUCAUCUUUUCGAGAAAGUCCUAUUAGAGCCAUUAAUUUUUUCCCUAUCUUUCCUAUUUAGGAUUUUAAUUCAGGCUUUUUUUUGGACGGAUUCAUUUGCCAUUGUCGUCCGUCGACGCGGUGGAGUAGAUAAGUCUUUUUAGUAAAGGAAUUCGAAUAGCUUCCGCCAUUUUUUCUCUCCCAAUAUCAUCUAUCAGUUCCCGCAACCAUUACCCAUUAUCCAAAUUAGUGAACUGUCUUUUAAAAUCUGCUAUCUAUGAGAUUAUGGCGAGGUGAUACGCGAUUUUCUUCGUACUCGCAAAAUGGCGAUUUCAAAGUCACGGCGGCAGAAGUGCAGAUCAUUUUUACAUUUUUACAAUCUUUUUCACAGCUGAAUUCUGCAAUCUCAGAAUUACAAGUUCGUAUCUGAGAUCCUCCAUUUUGGAUCUUAUUCUGCAUUUGCCAACUCCAAUUUUAUAGUAGAAUCAAUACAAAUCGUUCAUUUGGUAGAGUAAGACUCGAACAGGAUGGCGGUUUCCGAUUACCAAUGUAUUCAGUGAUUGCUAGUUUGUUCAUAGCCUCUAUCUCCAGUUUGAUUCUAUUAAGUGAUACUUAACAUUUGUCAAGGCCGUGUUUUUGCUAGAUGUGGUGUUCUUGUUUUAAUCUCGAGGGAUCUAAUGGAUCCAUCACUCUUUUUUUUAUAAUCGUUUACUUCUAGUCUACAUAUAUGUCGCCAUCGUAGACGAAACAUUGAUACCAAAGAAGCAUUGGCUUCGUCUUUAUAUACCAGAUAUUGACGAUGUGAGUGUCAUCUUCUCAAAAAAUCCUCUCAAGGAGUCUAGGCAUGCUGUAUCGAUUUGCAAUACAUUCCGGCACAAAGCGGGAUUAUGAUUCUAUUUUUCUUCUCUCUUUUCCAACGCCCCUUUUUUCUUUCCUUCGUUAAAAUUGGAUUUAUUGAAACUGGACUCAGCAUAAUGGAUCACACAAGAUGAUCAAAAAACAUGUCCACCUGGGCAGAGCUAUUCUACUCAGACAAGGCUAAAUACAUCGCGGAAGGAUGUGCCAGAUACUUCCGGAUUGACUAGUGCAACGAUUGGUACACCGAUCCUUCAAUGUUCUCGAUUCAAUAGUGUCUUCGCUACGCCCCAUAUCUUGGGGUUAGGGAUAUUUUAUAGAAGUUGUUCUCGCAAUCCAACGCAAGUUAAGGCAAGAAUCUUGUGCCUGCGAAAUAUGACCAUAAGCUUAAGUAUAAUAGAGUUCAAAUACGCCCGGAUACGUCAAAUCCAUACUGUAGUUAAUCAAUUACAACUCCUGUGGGAAGCGCGCACCUAACCUAUGAAACUUAAUCCUAAAAAUUAAUUAAACUAAUUAAGUCAAUCGAGAAUUAUUAGGAUGCGUUAAUGAAAGCGAUUAAAUUAAUAUAUCUUUAUUUUCAUAUUACUUACAUAAAUUAACAUUAAUGAAUUAAAAUUAAUUAUACUAAUCGAGACGAGUUAAUUAAAAUAAAUAAUACAAUCAAGAAGAAUAAUUCGAAAUAAUUAAACUAAUUAAGACUGAUAAAUAAAAAGGUAAUUUAACUAAUUAAAUAAUUAACACGCGAAUGAAAAUAAUUAAACUAUUAAGAUAUUAAAUUAUUAAAAUUGAUGUUUAUGAAAGUCGAAUAACUGGAAUUAAUUAUACUAAUUAUGCCAAUUAAAAUAAUUAAACUAAUCAAGAUUUAUUGAUUAAAAUAAUUAAACCAAUUAAGACCAAUAAUUCGAAUUGAUUAAUAUAAUUAAUUAAAAUAAUUGAAUUGAUUAAGACAAGUAAUUCGAAUUAAUUAAAAUGAUCGAAACGAAUUGAUUAAAGUAAUUAAAAUUAACAAAUCGAAAAUUAAUUAAACUUAUUUAGCGGAAUAAUUCGAAUUAAAAACUAAUUGCACUAAUGAAUGUGUGGGAAUUAAAAUAAUUAAAUCGAUUAAUAUUUUUCUUUUUUUUGGAGCACGGUUAACGUAUAAAUUCUGGUACUUUCACAAUAAUAUAAUAGCUUAAUAGCCCAGAAAGGUGUCGAGUUCAAAAAGGUGGUAAUAGAAGAAGAGUGUCGGCGUUAAAGCAAAUGGAAACAGAAUUGACCAUUUGGUCAAAUGGAAAUUGACCUCGAAAAAUAUUCGUAACUUUGUGAUCCACAAAAGAUCGAAUUAAUAUAAUUUGUUGUUGACUAACAAAAACAAUUAGUUCAAUCAAUCGAGUAAUUAAUGUAUAAAAAUUAAAUUAAUUUGAUUAUUAAAACGUGUGAACGAUGAAAUUAAAAUAAUUAAUCAAAAAUUUAAUUAUUUAGAUUAAUUAAGAUUUAAUCUAAUGUCUAAUUUAAGACAUGUAAUCGGAUUAAGUCAUAAUACCUUUCGUUAUCGAACUAUUUAAAACGUAAAUUACACUAAUUAUACAAUUUAAACUAUUAAAACAUAUAAAUAAAAUUAAUUAAAAUAAUUAAAGAUAAAAUAAUGGAAAAGAAUUAAAGAAAAUAAUAAUAAUUUAAUGAGAAUAAACAAUUGGAUUCCGAUUCAUAUAUCAACUAAUUCCUUUAUAUUUAUACAGAUUUCGCCGUUUCUUCGUUCCCUAUAUCGUUUUAAUAUCGAUUUAAUAUAAUUUGUAAAUAUUUAUAAAUUUCGACAUUUAUUUGCCCAUGUUUUAAAAUAAUUAAAUAUUAUUACAAAUAAUAAUAAUAAUAAUUAAUAUAAAAAAAUCAUAAUUAUAUAUUUUUAUGCUUUAUCGAUAUCUAUAUACACAUUAUUGCUAAAAAAAAAAAGAAAAGAAUGAUUCAAAUUCCGAUAUUAUCUCGAUACUUAGACGAAAUAAAUAUAAGAAUGAAAUUAAAUUCAAAAUCUUGUUUUUAUACAGUAAUGUUUUCGCAAUUCAGAAGUAUAUGGUAUAUUUAUAUUCUUAUAUCUUUAUAUUGAAAUAAUUUUAUUUAUAAUGUCAUUUUAGAAUUUAUAAAUGUAUUUAUAAUUGUUACAUUGAAUUAUUUGCUUAUAUAUUAUUUGCUUUAAUUUACAGGAUUUUGCGUCGAUGUCAGUAAUGUGAUCGCUUAUUUCUAUUUCUUUCAUUUCAAUUUGUUCAUGGAUCAUGAAUUUGAUUAUGGAUUAUUGUUCGAAAUGAUAUAAUUAAAUAAUCAAUUCUAUUUUCUCAAGUUAAAAUUAAUAUCAAAUUUAUUUUAUUUAUUAUCUUAUAAUUACUUAAAAUUUUUCAUUAGGGACAAUUUUAACUAAUAAUAUGAUCAGGAUAAAAAGGAAUAAAAACGGAGAUAAAGAUUUAAUGAAAACUUAAAUUGCUUUUAAUUUAAUUUAAUAAAUUAGUCAAUAACAUUUAUUAAUUUUUAUUUGUAUUGAUUUCUGAAAUCUUCUAAUUAAUUUACAAAUAUAUUAAUGCAUAAAUAAUUAAAGGAAGAAGAGAACAGAGAGGCAUUCUUAUAUAUUAUAAAAAUUUAUUUACUAUAAAAUUCUUGUUUAAAAGAAAUAUAUUAUUUGAUUGUACAAUAAAUUUAUUAUGGCGAAUAUUAUAAUUUUUUUUCUUAUUCAUAAACUAUAAUAAUAUGUCAAAGAUAAUCAUAAAUUAUGAUUUUAAUUAAUAUUUAACAUGAAAUUAAUUGAAAAUAAAUUAAUUAAAAACAUUACUGAAAAAUAAUACAUAAAAAAACAAUAUAAUAUAUUUGUUGCUCGUUGAAUUUAAUUUUGUCGAAAAUUAAAUUUAAUUUUUCUUAAUUCUUCGCAUUAUUACAUUUGAAUACUAUUUAUUACAUAUUACUUCUAUUUAAACCAUUAAUCUUUAAGUUUGAAUUAUGAUUUUGAAAAUCUAAGCAAUUCUUUCUAUUAUGUAUUGUGAAUUUUAAAAAUUUUUUCUUUUUGUAAGAUUUUGUAAUGUAAGAUUUUUAAUAAAUUAAAAUAAAAGA
Messenger RNA from Apis cerana (Asiatic honeybee), 7042 nucleotides. RefSeq names its product protein maelstrom homolog. Gene Ontology annotation, cellular component: nucleus; P granule. Gene Ontology annotation, biological process: piRNA processing; spermatogenesis; regulation of miRNA-mediated gene silencing. The record is from RefSeq and is a predicted model, not a curated record. Lineage: Eukaryota; Metazoa; Arthropoda; Insecta; Hymenoptera; Apidae. Gene Ontology annotation, molecular function: sequence-specific DNA binding.